Messenger RNA from Brassica rapa (field mustard), 642 nucleotides. Its product is annotated as probable zinc transporter 12. Gene Ontology annotation, molecular function: zinc ion transmembrane transporter activity. The record is from RefSeq and is a predicted model, not a curated record. Gene Ontology annotation, biological process: zinc ion transmembrane transport. NCBI's taxonomy places the organism in Eukaryota, Viridiplantae, Streptophyta, Magnoliopsida, Brassicales, Brassicaceae. Gene Ontology annotation, cellular component: plasma membrane.
AUGAGUAAACUGGGAAACACCCUGCUUUCGCGUUUGGUUAUCUACUUGCUUGUUCUACCUCUUCUAGUCUCCGCGGCUGCCGAGGAAGAAAACGACUUCAGUUGCUCUGUUCCUUUGAAGAUUUCAAAUUAUUUUAGCCUCGUUACCGGCUCAAUCUGCCUCAUCGCCCCUUUCCUCCACAUUCUUCCUGAUGCCAUAGAGAGCCUCACUAGUUCUUGCCUUGGAGAUGAGCCAGCUUGGGGUGAUUUCCCGAUGGUUGGAGUUGUAUCCAUGUCUGCUAUGAUCCUAACCAUGAUUGAAUCCUUCGCUUCAUCUUAUAUGAAAAGAUUGAAGAGUAUAGCCUUUGAAAAUAAAGAAGAAGAAAACAAGAAGGGUGAUCUGAUUCAUGUUCAUAAUCAAAGGCAACAUGAUCACAAUAAUAUUAGACGCAAGCUCCUAACUCAUGUAUUGGAAUCAGGGAUUGUGGUUCAUUUGAUAAUCGUAGGAAUAGCUUUAGGAGCAUCUUCAAGUGUUAGCACCAUUAAGCCUUUUAUAGGUGCAAUAACUAUACGUCAAUUGCUAGAAGGAGUUCGUCUUGGACGUUGCAUCCGGUUGUUUAAACGCUGCAGCUGCCGGAAUAUUAUUUUACAUGGCGACUUUUAG